UCAGGUUGUUGGGGGAGGCGGAGUGAUUGCGAGUUUCAUCUCUCGGGAUAUUUCACUGGCAAGCAGGCCUUGAACAGUGUCAGAGCUGUAACCUGUCUUUCUUAUGUCGUUCAACUAAUCUCCUCUUACUAAUAGUACUGCUGUUAUGUUACCAUGGAUCCAUUUUCCAUCACCGUCGGCUGCAUCUCCCUACUCGAUGCAGCGUCUCACGCCAUCGUCCAAAUCAAAAAUCUCACGAAGUCUUUUCUUGAUGCCCCCUCAGAAAUGACCGUUAUUAGUGGGCACUUGAAACAAUUAACGAGGAUACUAGAGCCCUGGCGAGGCAGCAGCUGCCGGCUCGAACCUAAUGCCACUCUAAGCUAUGACUACUAUGAAGCAAACGAAAAGGACAACCAUAUCAAGGACGAGAUCAACUGCUGUUUGGAAGUCCUGGAGGAAUUAGGCAGUCUGCUUGACCGCUGCCGUGAUUCUCGGAUCAAGUGGGCAGUGAAACGAAAGGCAGAAGCACAGAGGAUCGAAAAACUCUUGAAGGAUCACAUAAAGCAAUUAACGUUGGCCCUCAACCUUGACGUCUCGGUUGUAGCCAGAGACAUCAAGAUGGAUACAGACAUGAUUUUGGACAGCCAGAUUCGUAUAGAAGCUCGACUGGAUCGCCUCACGUACGAAGUCUCGCGGCUCCAUGGGUCGCAGUCGGCCGGGGAAUUGUCGUUAGAAUGUACCGAAAGCCUUCAAUGGAGGGACAGCCCAGAACCUGGAAGUCCCAGUACAGGAACUUCGGUCCCGGCUACUGAAUCUGUCCAAGACUCCAUAUACGGCGAAACUUGGACUGCUUCGGAGUCAAGUCCUAUUACAGACAGUUCGACGGUUAUACAAGCCCAGGAAGCGCAAUCUUUACCGUUUCCUGACGAGACGAUAUCGAAUGAGAAGUCAAUGUUUUCGACGUUCUGGUGCAGCUGGCCUUCUUUUCAGUACAACAAUCCGUGGUGUCUGCCCCAGACAUCGAUAAAGGAGGCGAGCUGCGAAACCUUCACUUCCUGGCUUCAGCCCUCUGCUGUCGGUGAUGGAGUCUUCGCGCCGUCGCCUUCUCUAUCGAGUCCAAUUCGAAGUCAACAGAAAGCUGAUUCAGCGAGCCAGAUUAUUAGAGAGCAAUUCAAGUGCAGGACUUGGGCGUUGGCAGGGAAGUCGUCUGUUGGUAGUAAACCACCGGCGGUUCGGCUCGACGAGAAUAGGAAGAACACAACCCAAAUCGCGGAGAGUUCCAAACAGAGACUCAGACUCAAAGCAUCCAUGGCUUCUCAGGGGUAGUGGGCAUAAGGUAGUGGGCUAAGUAGUAACUUAGGUAGUACUUAUUAUGGUUUGAUAUUCGGUGAUCGUUACCACUGCAAGCUUAGAAGAUUGCGUUCGAAAGAUGCAAGAAGCGGAUUCUGCCUCCGAACUGCAGAGAGGCCAGCAGGUUGGUCAACGUCUGAGGAAUCUUAGAGAGCGGGCAAGUGAUUCUUUCCAUCUCACGCCAUCUAGACUCCGUUAUCGGAUGCGCUUGUCUCCAUCGACUAGCCC
Messenger RNA from Canariomyces notabilis, 1557 nucleotides. RefSeq lists its product as uncharacterized. The transcript is spliced from 3 exons. NCBI's taxonomy places the organism in Eukaryota, Fungi, Ascomycota, Sordariomycetes, Sordariales, Chaetomiaceae. The record is from RefSeq and is a predicted model, not a curated record. The coding region runs from base 154 to 1305 and encodes 383 amino acids.